Molecule: messenger RNA, 2450 nt
Organism: Amphibalanus amphitrite
Lineage: Eukaryota; Metazoa; Arthropoda; Thecostraca; Balanomorpha; Balanidae
Product: nuclear receptor subfamily 2 group F member 1-B-like
Exons: 4
Coding region: 332-1627 (431 amino acids)
Biological process (GO): anatomical structure development; regulation of transcription by RNA polymerase II; cell differentiation
Molecular function (GO): RNA polymerase II cis-regulatory region sequence-specific DNA binding; nuclear receptor activity; zinc ion binding
Source: RefSeq, a predicted model, not a curated record
AAUCAGCGGCCAGUAUCUCGCUCCGCAGUCAUGCCCCUCGCCUCGGGGCUCGACGCACGUAACCUCCCUGCCAUGCGCCCGCCAAAUAUGGUAGCGGUCGUCAUGGUAACGGGCAGUCGGUGUCAAGGUUCAGCCGGUGUUGUGGCAAGUCCAUCAGAUGCACGGCGGUGCGGCCGCGGUGAGGGUCGGAUCCAGGGCGGGCGGACGCGCGGCGCUAGUCGAGCAGCGGCGAGUGAGGCGAGCGCAGCGCUCCGGUGGUCGGUGGUGGUAGUGACUGAGCGGCGCGGCCGGGCCGGCCCGCGCGAGCGCGACCCAGCACCGUCGGCGACCCAUGGUCGAUUCAAACAUGGCUCUGGUCAUUCCGAGCUCGGGGUGGCGAGACCCGUCUCAGCAGCCCGCCCCGCUGGCGCCGACUACAGACGACCUGACCCGUGACCUCUCUGUGACUCCGGUGUCGCGUGAACUGUCGCUGACGCCCACCACCCCCAACAAUCACUCGCAAGAACAGUUAACCCCCACGCAGACGCCUACUCAGAGUCAAGAUCCCAACAGUCCGUCCAAGGACGGCCAGAACAUCGAGUGCUCCGUUUGUGGUGACAAGUCCAGCGGUAAACACUACGGACAAUUCACGUGCGAAGGUUGCAAGAGUUUCUUCAAAAGAAGCGUACGAAAGAACUUGACGUACGCGUGUAGAGGCAAUCGAAACUGCCCCAUUGAUACACAUCACAGAAAUCAGUGCCAGUUCUGUCGACUACGAAAAUGUCUCAAAGUUGGCAUGAGGAAAGAAGCGGUACAGCGCGGCCGGAUACCGGUACCACAGCACGGUAUCGUGCCCGGCCAGUUUUUCGCCAACGGUGACGCGCUCAACGGCCACGGCUACCUGUCUGGCUACUCGUCCUACAUCAGCCUGCUGCUGCGCGCUGAGCCGUACCCGCCGUCCCACUACAACCAGUGCCUGCAGCCGGGCGGCACCAUGGUCAUCGAGACCAUCUGCGAGCUGGCGGCGCGCAUCCUCUUCAGCGCCGUCCAGUGGGCGCGCUCCAUCCCCUUCUUCCCCGAGCUGCAGCUGCAGGACCAGGUGGCCCUCCUGCGCUUCGUCUGGAGCGAGCUGUUCGUGCUGAACGCCAGCCAGUGCAGCAUGCCGCUUCACGCCGCCUCGCUGCUGGCCGCCGCCGGCCUCCACCCGAGCCCGAUGGCCGCCGAACGCGUCAUGGCCUUCAUGGACGUCAUCCGCAUGUUCCAGGAGGAGUGCGAGCGGCUCAAGCAGCUGCGCUGCGACAGCGCCGAGUACAGCUGCAUGAAGGCCAUCGUGCUCUAUACGACAGACGCGUGCGGCCUACAGGACGUGGCGCACAUAGAGUCGCUGCAGGACAAGUCCCUCUCCGCGCUGAUGGAGUACUGUAGCACCCAGUACCCGGAACAGCGGCUGCGCGCCUCAAAGCUCCUCCUGCAGCUGCGCACUCUGCGCUCCAUCAGCAGUGAUGUUAUCGAGCAGCUGUUCUUCGUGCGCCUGGUCGGCAAGACGCCCAUCACCACGCUGAUCCGCGACAUGGUGAUGAACGGCGUCAGCUCGCAGCAGCUGGUGAGCUCGUGGUCGGCGGCGCCGCACUGGCCGGCUUCUAUGUGACAUCCGGCCGCCGCCGCCGCCGCAGCCGCCGCCGCCCUGCCGUUCCUGGGCCUCUCCUGACCGGCUGCCAGCCGCCACCAAAGAGGUCGCCCGCCGCCGCCACCGUCGGCGGACACACCAUAGUCAGCGAAGUAUUAGAGGCGGGCGGCCGACGCGGCGCCUGGCCACGGCCCGGCUGGGACCGAUGGGCGACCUCAGAGUCGUCGCUGCCGCGCUGCCGCCCCCGCCGCCGCCGCCGCCGAGCCGGCCAGACAGGACUGUGUGAGAGGCCGGCGGCGGCCGGCCGGGCCGGGCCGCCCUGCCGAUCUCUGUACCUGCCGAGCCCCCGCCGCCCCGCGCCGCCGGCACGGGCCAGCGAGUGCGCGAGAGCGAGAGCGUGCGAGCGAGAGAGGUCGGCACAGCACAGGCCAAAGUCGGAAUGCCAUGUGAUAACAUGCAAACCAGUUCGUGGUAGCACGAACCCAGUGUUGUUGUUCGUGCUCGAGACAGGUCGCCGUUCACUUCAUCCGUUUGUUAAAGGUUGUUUUCAUAGGUGCUGAAUAUGAUUGCUCGUGUGUUUUGGUUUUACCACACCCCAUGAAUUUUGUUUUCUGCAAUUUUUAGAGCCGAGUUUGAGCAUACUGUGCGUGACGUUUAACUUUUGAAGUACAAUUGUUCGACAGCGAACUAUCCAUCGAAGAGCCGGGAUAGGCGCAGUGGCGAUUAGCUUUACAUGUAGUGUACUCGACGUGCGUACUGUUUCUGUGGACAUAUGAGUGUCUUCUACGUGUCAGCAGCAGCAUAGCUCUCUUAUACCCAGAAUACAUGAUCUCAAUGUUCUGGA